CAAGAAAACUUCCAGCAGUCUUCUGUUAAAAAAGAAUUUUAAGCUUGUCUUUUUAGAUUAUGAUUCCUAAGCAGUUUAAGAUAAUACUAUCAUAAGUUAUUUUUAUGGCUGUAAAACGAUAGAAAAUAAACUCAUCUUCACACAGAAUUAUUGCUUUUGUCUGAAUGGAGACUGUUUUAAAGUUUUUACAAUUUAAUAUGUUUUUAAAGAAGUGACUAUUUUAUAUGGAUAAUUAAGAUGAAUUUAUAUACCUGGAGAAGUUCUGUUGCUCUCUUAGUAAUUCCGUACAUGAUAUUACAGGCAUGCGACUGUUUACUCACAGAUCAUUCCACAGAAGAAAUUGUGAUUCCGUACAUUGUAGAUAGUGAUGGAAGUUUUGUCUCUCAUGAACUAAGUCAUCAUGUUCGUCAUAAACGAAGUUCGCCAUCAUCCUCGUCAUUCCCAUACUUAUAUGUAAACAUCACUGGCUUCGGUCAGACAUUCCACAUUGAUCUUAAGGAAGAGAAAGAACUUUUAGCACCUGGAUUCAAGGUGUAUCAUCGGCAGAACAAUGUCAAUUCUCACAAGGAAACGUUCGUUAGAUCUCAGGAGAAACCGUGGGAUGAAACUCGAUGUCAUUUCUCCGGUAAAGUUCGAUCUCAUCAUCAUGGUACUGCAGCUCUUUCUGUCUGUGAUGGAAUGCGAGGUAUCAUUAGAACAGCAGAUGAAGAUUACAUCAUUGAACCUCAUAAAAGUCAUAAGGUCAAAGGUCAAGGUCAACCACAUAAAAUGUAUAAAAGAUCAUCAUUAAACCAGAAACAGUAUUACGACAGCAGGUCCAGUAGACAUAAAGACAAUUCAUAUUCAUCAGAUUCAAAUCAUGAAAGCAGCAUUAAUAAAAGAUCAUUAAAGUCAGAUAAUAACAGAAAUAAACGGAAGGAUCCCCUAGCAGACAGGACUGUGGAAACAUUAGUUGUAGCUGAUAAAAAUUUGUACCAAAAACAUGGAGACCAAAAUAUAACAACUUAUACACUCACUUUGUUUAAUAUGGUUGCUGAGUUGUUCAGGGACAGGAGUCUUGGGAAUAAAGUCAGUAUAGUACUAGUUGGACUUAUUAUUCUGGAGGGAGAUGAGCCAGGAUUAACCAUUGGAUAUCAUGCAGAUAAGACACUGAAUAGUUUUUGUUCAUGGCAAGCUGUACUAGAGGGGGACAGGGGCAGACAACAUGACCAUGCUAUACUGAUGACAGGGAUGGAUCUAUGUUCUUAUAAAAACUCACCAUGUGAUACUCUAGGGUUUGCACCAAUAGAAGGCAUGUGUAACCGUGUGAGAAGUUGUACCAUCAAUGAAGAUACUGGUCUGACAACAGCAUUUACUAUAGCUCAUGAGAUGGGACACAAUUUUGGAAUGUUCCAUGAUGGAGAGGGUAACUACUGUUCACAGUCUGCUGGUAAAUUGAUGUCACCUACCCUUGUUAGUAAAGAUGGAUUGUUCCAAUGGUCAAUAUGUAGUAAAGCCUACCUUAUGAGAUUUUUGAAUACACCACAAGCACAGUGUUUGUCUAACCAGUCUAAGAAUGUAGCAGAGUUAUCUUUUCCUGACAAGUUACCAGGAGAGCUGUAUGAUGCUGAUAUGCAGUGUAAAUGGCAGUUUGGUGAUAAAGCCAAGCUUUGUGGUUAUGAUUUUGGAAAGGAUAUCUGUAAGUCCCUGUGGUGUUUCAGAGGAAGACAACGAUGUGAGACAAAGUUUUUACCAGCCGCUGAGGGAACAUCUUGUGGUCAUGGUAGGUGGUGCCGCCAAGGUGCAUGUGUAAAGUUUGGACAGCAUGGUCCUAGUCCUGUAGAUGGUGGAUGGUCUGAGUGGUCAGUAUGGUCAGAAUGUUCCCGGUCUUGUGGUGGUGGUGUGACCAAGAGAGAAAGACAAUGUAACAAGCCAUUACCUCAGUAUGGUGGUAUGCCAUGCCAGGGAGAUGAUAAAGUUUACAAAAUGUGUAAUGUAAAAGUGUGUCCUGAUGGUGACGGUGAUUUUUAUGAUGUACAGUGUACGUCUUACAACAAAGAGCCCUACAGAGGAUGGUACCUCAAAUGGAAACCUAAUCAUAAACUUUAUGACUUUAAUGAGCCAUGUAUUCUCCAUUGCUAUGCUGAGACCUAUAGUUAUGUGUUUAACAUCAAACACACGGCUGUCGAUGGUAUGAAGUGUAUGGAUAAAAACAACCUGUGUAUCAAUGGUGUAUGCAAGCCAAUAGGAUGUGACUGGAUUGUUGGUUCUAAUGCCUCUAAUGAUAUUUGUGGAGUCUGUAGGGGAGACAACUCUACAUGUAGAAUAUUAAGUGGGGAAUAUACAGAGCAACCUAAACUAAACACUUAUUUCCCAAUAGCUGUAUUGCCUAAAACAGCCAGAUCCAUAAAAAUUAAAGAAAAUGCCUUAUCAUCAAACUAUCUAUCCAUACGUGAUAUAUUUGGUAAAUAUUUACUGAAUGGUGAACAUCGUGUUGCAUGGCCUGGUGAAUAUAAGAUAGGAGGAGCUAAAUUUUACUACAGUCGACCGUACAAUGAACCAGAGACUCUGACUUGUGAUGGACCACUUACAGAGGACUUAGUUUUAGAGAUUCUAGUGCAAGACAAAAAUCCUGGAAUAAGUUAUGAAUAUGCAUUACCUAUAGAUCAACAUGAGAAGUUAACAACUAGAAGAUCUGAUAUGUAUUCUUGGAGUAUAUCUGUGACUGCAUGCUCGGAGCCUUGUGCUGGAGGUAGUAAAACCGUGUCAGCUUUUUGUCGUAGAAACCAUUAUGAAGAAGUAGAUCCAGCGUACUGUGAUUCAAAGUCCAAACCAGAGACUGGAAUCUUCUCAUGUAACCAGAAUCCUUGUCCUCCUAGAUGGGUGCCAGAAGGAUGGAGAGAGUGCACCAAGAAAUGUGGAGGAGGUAAACAGAAGAGAAAGAUCAUGUGUCGGCAGAAACAUUCAAUGUCAAUAGAUAAAGCUGUCAAGAGAAAAUUCUGUAGAAAUCUACCUAAACCAAUUAAAAAGAGGCCUUGUAACAGUCAUGCAUGUCCUCCUAGAUGGUUUAAAGGCAAAUGGUCAAAGUGUUCUGUGAGUUGUGGAGAAGGUAUAUGGUCAAGGAAGGUGGUCUGUAAAAGUAAAGGGGUCAAAGGGGUUAGAGGUAACAACAUAAUACCAGACGACAGUUGUCGUGGCAACAAACCUAACAUUACAGAACCCUGUAAGAAAGAGGAAUGUCCACCAGAAGAUCAUUUUGAAUGGCAUUUGUCACCAUGGGGACCAUGUUCUCAAACCUGUGGAGACGGUUCAAGAUCACGGUACCUGAGAUGUAAACAAAUCAUUGGUGAUAAAGUUCAAGAGUUGUCCAGUAACAGGAUGUGCUUUGGCUUAGACAAACCUGAUGUUGCCAUGGUAGAAUCAUGCCACCUUAUGCCAUGUCCUGCAGCUUAUGUCUGGUUGCCACAGUGGCAUUCAAUGCCAUGGUCACAGUGUUCUGUUAGUUGUGGAGAAGGAGAACAGAGACGUCAAGUUCGUUGUUUGAACAUAAGAAAUGAAGAUACUGUAGGAUGUGAAAUAGAUAAACGACCUUCAGCCUCUCAAACCUGUAAAUUACAACCAUGUAAACAGAAAGAAGUUUAUCGUAGUCCAGUUUGUGAAGAUAAGUAUCCUUGGUGUCAUCUAGUACGAGAACAUAAUGUAUGUCGUCAUCAUUUCUAUGGGAGUAAUUGUUGUAAAACUUGUCAUGGUAUAGCGGUCAAAUAUCGUACAUAAUGUGUGUCUUCAUCAUUUCUAUGGCAGUAGCUGUUGUAAACUUGUCCAGUUAACUACAUAAUUAGUGUUGACAUCAGGUAUGAGAAUCCACAAUGUGUGUGUAAUUUCUAUGGGAGUAACUGUGUUAAAAACUUUUCCUGGAAAACUUGCCAGUUAAAAACAUAACAUGGCAUGGGGUACGAGAACACACAAUGUGUGUCAACAUAAUGUGUAUUGAAGUUAUUGUUGAAACUUGUCAUGAAAUUUCUAUCAUGUUCCGUACAUAAUAUUUGUUGAAAAAUAGCUAUAGAAGUUACUGUUGUUUAACCUUAUCAUCACAGAGCUGUCAGAUAAAAUGAAAAUGUGCUGCAACAUCACAGGGGAAGUAACUGUUGUAAAAAAAAACUUAUCAUGGAAUAAUAUCAUCUUCAAGUAUCAUAUACUAAGUACAUCAGCAUAAUUUCUAUCACACUAAUUCUAGUAAAGCAUCAUUUGUCCAAUAAUAUUUACAUUGUGGCCUAUGAUCUCAUGAUGAUUUAGUAAUCUUAAUCUCACUCAUUAACCACAUUUUGUAGUAAAUGUGAUUGUACAUAUUGAUGAAGAUUGUAUUUUAUUACGAUGAAAAAAUUAGUAAAUAUUAUUUCAUUUGUCAUAAUUCACUUGUAUUCCUUACCUGAAUGUAUUUAACUUUCAAGUUUUUGAUUUUGUAUAAUUAUGUAAGUUGAAUUUCAUUUUAAGAUGUAUCAUUAAAAUGAUCAGUAUGAAGCAUUCAUUCAUGUUUAAUUGUCUCUCAAAUAUGUAAUUUAUUUUGUACUUUCUCUCAAUAUUUUCUCAGUGCAUUGUGAUUUAUUGUACAGAACUGUAUACUAUAUAUGUGUUAUAUAUACUUUGCUUAGGACCAUUUAAUUGAAACUUUUCAUUCAUUCAUGGUGUAAUAUUAAACAAGGCCACAUUUGAAUAUGCAAAUGAUUUUAGGUACCCCUGCUACUUUUCAUUUAAGAAGCACUUAAAAUCUGGUUUGUUUUUUAACUUAUUUAUUAAGGAUAUUUACUGAAAUCUGAAUUUUCACUUUAGGUGAAUUUGGCUAUUUGUUUAGGUCCCUUUGAGUGAUAAACUAUAUACAUGUCUAGGUCCCUUUUGGUAAUAGCCCUUUAUAUGUUUAGGUCUUAUACAUCCUUGGCGUUCAAAUGUUUUGGUUUAAAAUAUCCUAAUGAAGACCAAUCUAGAAAAGUUGCUUUGGGCAAAAGCAAUUGUAAAAGUGUUAUUUUCAUGUUAGUGCUACAUAUUUGAAUAAGCUUUUUAUAACAAUAUUCAUGUGUCAGUCCUUCAGUUUUCUGCAAACCAUAAAUUCUUGUCAUAUUGUAUGCUUUAUGAUGUCAUCAAAUGAUUACUGGGUAUUUGUACUAUAAAUAAUUUACAUUACAUCUAAGAUGAAAAAUGGACCAAAUAUUAUGAUGAGGGUAUUUACAAUGAUUGAAUA
Messenger RNA from Mytilus trossulus (common blue mussel), 5212 nucleotides. RefSeq names its product A disintegrin and metalloproteinase with thrombospondin motifs 18-like. The coding region runs from base 238 to 3753 and encodes 1171 amino acids. The record is from RefSeq and is a predicted model, not a curated record. Gene Ontology annotation, cellular component: extracellular matrix. Lineage: Eukaryota; Metazoa; Mollusca; Bivalvia; Mytilida; Mytilidae. Gene Ontology annotation, molecular function: metalloendopeptidase activity. Gene Ontology annotation, biological process: proteolysis; extracellular matrix organization. The transcript has 24 exons.